CUCCACCACGUCGUCACCGUGUCUGCAGAUCGAGGAGUGAUUUGACUGAAGACCUCGACCUGAUGUGGCAUUCUUGCACGGCUUCCUUCGCACUUGCCGUGCACUUCUGAUUACCACUCAAGUACCCCGCCUACCGCCGUCAAUUCCAUUGCUGUUUGCAGCUACCGCAAACGGUACCAUGGGUCGGCGACGACGACUACAACUUCUCAGAUCAAGGGGAGCCCUACGCGCUCAACGCUGACGAUGGCGCCCGCGCCAUACACCGCCGAACCGGGCAAUUGGUUCCUUCGCGGAGUCCAGUCUGCAGUCUUCUAUUAUCUCUCUUGCUCGCCCUGGCUCGGAUAUAAACACAGGCGGAAAAGGAGGAGGGAAGCGAAAGAGCAGGCACAAGCGAAAGCUGAGAUUGUUGUCACUCAACCGGGAAUCGUCACGCAGCCUGGGCCCUUUCAGACAAAUGAGGCAUGGGCAGAAGAGUUGAUGCUGGGUCCCGGACCACCCAAAGGCUGGAAGAAAGAUACGCUGCUGCAGAAGUUGCAAAAGAAAGUGCACAUGGAGGCGCCCAGCUCAGACGCUACGCCCGCCUCUGUUGAAACACCUGCACCGAGCUCGGAGCCGGUAAAGUCGCCUGCAAGACCAUCGACUCCACUCACAGAAUCGCCUGCUGAGUUGUCAAUAGCGACAUCUUCAACGACAGACGAGGUUGAGGAUAUAGACGCGAGUUGCGGCAAGUCUGCUUCGGUCCAGGAGAGACCACCGCGAGAAAGAAGACUGUCCAGUGCCAUGGAGAACCUGAAAGACUCUCUCCGCACAACAUUACAUCCGCCCAAAUGGAACUGGAAAAGAUAUGACCGGGAGGAUGAGAUUUUAGCCGGAUUCACGGAGAGAGUCACGAGAAUUUGGAAUCGGGCGACUUCAGGAAUGCACCAUGAGGAUUCCGAGGAGCAAGAUGAAGGCGGAGAGCCGUCAGCGUAUCGACGGAAGCGUGCGCCCACAAAUGAGAGUGAGCGAUAUGACUACAAUCGGGUAAGGCAUCCCGAAGUGAAUGAUCUACAUCCUCCGGUCGUAUCCCAGCUCCCGGCUACCAGGGCCGAAGCUGCCUGGAUGUUGCUUCCUCCUCCCAGUGCUGCUGUCAUGGAAGCACGCAGAAGGCCUGCUGCGGAACCUGAAAUGCGCUUUCCAUUAUGCGUCAUUGGCAGGCCGCGAAAACAGACGGAACCAACACCGUUCGUGGCCAAAACACGCUCUUCUGAACAGAUCGACAUGCAGGACAUGGUUUACUCUAGUGAUGCUGAAGAUGAAGAUGACGGUCUCAGCAGCAGUGAGGCACAAAGUGUCAGCCAAAGCAUCAACCACGGCGAGGUGCAAACUGAAAUUCACAGUCCAGCACGGAUCAAGCAUUUGUCGGAUCCCAUCGUCAAACCGCCACCGGCGGUGCAUCCAGUAUCACGGAUUGCGGGAGACUUGUUUGUACCGAAGAGAAGGGAUUCAUGGCAGUUUCAUUAUGUUGUCCCAUCGAACCAGCCGAUGGAAUGGUGAAAAUCACGCAACUGAGCACGCCCCUUUUUGAAAGCCGCAGGUGGCUGUUACUCCUUCAAUAUGGACCAAAGUUGUUUUCGAGGAAUUGGCCAGCCCUAGAUGGAUCUGUGCCAUCAUGUGCAGAUGAGUGUUGAAAUUGAUAGUUGGUUGACGUUUUCUUUACAAUAGUUUAGGGCGUUCUGCAAGAGCAAGGCGUUUACGAUCGUGAUGCAGGACAGAGGGUGAGAGUAGGAAUUUGGGACAGUGAUCGUGAGCACGAAUGUUAUGUAUUCUUCUGGUUUCGCAUCCUUCUGCAGCACUUUGAACUGCUUUCGGUCGCCUUGAAGGGCCCCCGCCACCAAGAAAUAUCGUACCUGAGCCUGACCAACGCAAGGUACAAACAUGCGGUUGGGCAGCAAUGCUAGUAGAUUUCGGGACCAGGGAUCUUCUGGUCUGCAUCAACGGGAUCUUUACGUUUGACGAGCCGGGCAUGCCGCUGAGCCUGUUUAUCCGAGCUAGAGAACGGAGAUGAGGUGGUACCAUUUCCCUGCAGGUCAUUGUGCAACGAUUGGGUCAAUGGUCAAGAGCGAAGACUGAGGCGGGUGUCGAGUGGAGAAAGAGGC
Cladophialophora immunda is the source of this 2138-nucleotide messenger RNA. RefSeq lists its product as uncharacterized. The transcript has a single exon. The record is from RefSeq and is a predicted model, not a curated record. The coding region runs from base 244 to 1536 and encodes 430 amino acids. NCBI's taxonomy places the organism in Eukaryota, Fungi, Ascomycota, Eurotiomycetes, Chaetothyriales, Herpotrichiellaceae.